Messenger RNA from Lachancea nothofagi CBS 11611, 1965 nucleotides. The record is from the annotation of a GenBank genome assembly. Lineage: Eukaryota; Fungi; Ascomycota; Saccharomycetes; Saccharomycetales; Saccharomycetaceae.
AUGAGCACCGCGUCAAGAACCGAAUCAUGUGUGGGAGGCAACUCCUUGCACUCAAGUAACUCAGUCGAGUCUCUCCCGCAAAACUAUGUAGGAAAUCCACAAAGUCUGCACCCAACAGAGCCCGCUGGCGAUGGCACAAGUUUGGCAAAGAAAACCAGUCUUAGGGACAAGAACCUGAUGGUGCCCCGAGCAGAGAGACGGGGAAUUUUGGCCAAUCUGACGUUGGUUCCAGAGUACAAAGACGCUCGGGACUACCCGCCUAGACUGAAAGGUGCGAUCGUACUUCUGAUCGCAUUUGCUGCUAUGAUGGGCCCCAUGGGCACUUCCAUCAUCUAUCCCUCGAUUAAUCCUAUUUCACGCGAUUUCGACACGUCCACAAUAAUGGUGAAUGUUUCCGUGGGGGUUUAUCUCUUAAGUCUUGGCAUUUUGCCGAUCUGGUGGUCGUCUCUGUCUGAGCUGAAAGGGCGCAGGACUGUCUAUGUCAUCAGUUUCACUCUCUUACUAGCAUUUUGCAUCGGAAGCGCGCUUUCACCCAAUAUAAAGGCUUUUAUCGUAUUCCGCAUGCUUUGUGGUGCAUCCUCCGCUAGUGUACAGAGUGUAGGUGCUGGUACUGUCGCAGACUUGUUCAAACCAGAGGAAAGAGGAAAAUACUUAGGCUACUAUUAUUUGGGCGCGCUAACGGCACCGCUAACGGCACCUAUUAUCGGAUCUUUACUAGUGAGCAGAUGGAGCUGGAGAUCUACGCAAUGGUUCUUAGUCAUUCUGGCUGGCGUAACUGUAGUUACGCUGACACUCUUGUUACCAGAGACUUUGAGAUUACAAGACAGCAAAAGUGCUAUUGCAGCCAUUUUGGCCAGCAGAAGAGUUGGCAACCAGGCUAAGCUAGACUCGGCUACAAGUGAUCUUGAUGAAGCGCAGGAGGAGACCAAAACUGAAGAAUGCGAUAACGAGCUUCAACGACCGGACUCUGGACCAGAUUCUGAGCAAGCUCCAGACGAUGCUGAGAUUAACCGGAUCAUGACGAGAACGAGCGAACUGGCACAGUAUCCAGCUGAUGAAGAUGGACCACAUGGCGAUUUGAUGGCACCACAUAUCACAAGGCUUCAAACUCGGGAUCGCAAGUUAGAGCAGCGUUUACGCGAAGGUGAGCUUAAGAAGUGGAAAACUAAUGUUGAGAACGAACUGGAGAGAUUGGAGACCGAACGAAACAACGAGGGAUCCGAGGAUCUUGUACAGUCAAAGUAUAAGUCGUGGAGGGCGGCGCUAUAUAUCUAUUUGGUAAGGCCGCUUAAAUCUUUGCAUUUUCUGAGAUUUCCUCCUGUGCUACUAGCAAUAAUAUUCUCGGCCAUCUCGUUUGCCAUCUUGUAUUUUGUGAACAUGACCAUCGAAUACAGAUACUCCAGACCUCCUUACAAUUUCAAGCCUUUGUAUGUGGGGCUUUUGUAUAUUCCAAAUUCCAUUACCUAUAUCAUUGCUUCCAUCUACGGCGGUAGAUGGGUUGACAAUCUACUGAAGAAGUACAAAGAGAAGCAUGGGAUACUGGCUCCCGAAGCCCGCAUUUCCUGGAACGUUGUAUCCGCUGUUGUCAGUUUUCCAAUCUCGCUGCUCAUUUUUGGGUGGUGCCUCGACAAGAACGAGCAUUGGGUCACCCCACUUGUUGGAACCGCUAUAUUUGGAUAUGCCUCCAUGAUGACCAUUGGCGCAACAGUGGCGUAUCUGGUGGACUCUUUGCCAGGCAAAGGUGCCACGGGAGUUGCGCUCAAUAAUCUAAUUCGUCAGAUUUUUGCCUCAGUGGCAGUCUUUGUCACCGAGCCAAUGCUCGAGGGAAUGGGCACUGGCUGGUCUUUUACGAUGCUAGCAUUCAUAGUCAUCGCUGCGAGCUCCGUACUAGUGCUUCUUAAAAUCAGAGGUGAUCACUGGAGGGAAACCUAUGAUUUACAAAAUUUGUACAACAUGUUGGAGUGA